UUAAAAGGCAAGAUUCCAAAAUAAACAAAGAGAUUUUCUCCUUUUAUUUGGUUCUUACGUAUGAACUCUUUCAAACAGGAAUCACCCCACCUGUCUUUAUCAUGUCGUAAGAUUUUGUUAAACCAAAACAGCUAAUUUACCAGUUUCAUGUCCAAAAUCUUUCUAUAUAAAUCUAUCCUUUCCCAAAGGAGUGUACAGAUUUCCAUUUCAUUGCCUCUCCUCCAAGAUAUCAACACUCCACGGCUUCACUUGCAGGUUUGGUUCUUCGGAAUUGUAAUCCAAUGGAAGAGGUGGGAGAUAAGAAGUUUGAACUUAGCGUAAAGCAAUUCGAACCAACGCUGGUUCCUCCAGUUGAGGAGACACAGAAGGGUCUGUAUUUUCUGUCAAAUCUAGACCAGAACAUCGCGGUGGUUGUUCAAACCAUUUACUGCUUCAAAUCAGAUACAAAAGGAAAUGAGGAAGCUGUGGACGUUAUCAAGGAUGCCUUGGCAAGAGUUCUUGUACACUACUACCCGGCUGCAGGCCGGCUCACAAUUAGCUCAGAAGGAAAGCUGAUAAUGGAUUGCACUGGUGAGGGUGCUGUCUUUGUGGAGGCCGAAGCAGAUUGUGACAUUGACGCGAUCGGAGACACAACGAAACCGGAUCCUGUCACUCUUGGAAAGUUGGUUUAUGACAUUCCUGGUGCACAGAACAUACUUCAGAUACCUCCUCUGGUGGCCCAGGUGACUAGGUUCAACUGUGGAGGAUUUGUUCUGGGGCUGGGAAUGAACCAUUGUUUGUUUGAUGGUAUUUCUGCUAUGGAUUUUGUAAAUUCGUGGAGUGAAACUGCAAGGGGCUUGCAGCUAAAAGUUCCUCCAUUUCUUGACAGGAGCAUACUCAAACCCCGAAACCCCCCACAGAUCGAAUUCCCCCACCAUGAAUUUGCUGAGAUAGAGGACAUAUCUGAAACCAAAAAACUUUAUGAAGAGGAAAUGCGAUAUAGUUCCUUCUGUUUUGAGCCAGAGAAGCUUGAACAACUCAAGGAAAAAGCAAUGGAAGAUGGAGUUCUAACAAAGUGCACUAAAUUUGAGGCCCUCUCCGCGUUUGUCUGGAGCGCUCGAUGCAAGGCGUUGAGAAUGAGGCCUGAUCAACAGACUAAGCUACUCUUUGCAGUCGAUGGACGGUCUAAAUUCGUGCCACCACUUCCUGAAGGUUACUCUGGCAAUGGAAUUGUGUUAACAAAUUCGCUAUGCACUGCUGGUGAGUUGCUGGAGAACCCCAUGUCCUAUGCAGUUGGGCUGGUUCAACAAGCAGUUCAUAUGGUUACAGACAGUUAUAUGAGAUCCGCGAUUGACUAUUUUGAGACGACUAGAGCUAGGCCUUCUUUAGCUGCUACUCUUCUGAUUACUACAUGGUCUAGGCUAUCGUUCCACACGACAGAUUUCGGAUGGGGAGAAGCAGUGUUUUCAGGGCCUGUGGCAUUGCCUGAGAAGGAAGUGAUUCUGUUCCUCUCCCAUGGCAAAGAAAGGAAGAACAUAAAUGUUCUUCUGGGUCUUCCAGCUUCUGCAAUGAAAACUUUUGAAGAACUAAUGCAGAUAUAAGUCCAGUUGAAUGAAUCCCUCUCCAAAAUUGAUUAUAUUUUGUGCCAAUUUGUUUAGAUGGUGAAUGAAUAAAUAUUAUACAGUUUAAUUAGUGCAAUAACUCGGAUCGGAAAAGCAAGUAUGGAACUUGCUUUUUUUAAACGGGGAAAAGGGGAUUCGAAUCCGGGUCACCAUGUGAUAUUAUUAUUAUUAUUUAUGUUAUUCAGAAGUGUAUCCUUUUCAGCUAUUGUAUUUGUGUUCUUUGGCUCCAAAAAGAAAGAAAGAAAGAAUUAAUUUUUUUUUAUGCUAAAGUUCACUGUUCAUGCCA
Tripterygium wilfordii is the source of this 1887-nucleotide messenger RNA. Its product is annotated as omega-hydroxypalmitate O-feruloyl transferase-like. Lineage: Eukaryota; Viridiplantae; Streptophyta; Magnoliopsida; Celastrales; Celastraceae. The record is from RefSeq and is a predicted model, not a curated record. The transcript has 3 exons. Gene Ontology annotation, molecular function: acyltransferase activity, transferring groups other than amino-acyl groups. The coding region runs from base 282 to 1580 and encodes 432 amino acids.